UGCGCUGUUCCGUCCCCCUCCAGAAUCAUGCUGGACUGGCACAGCUCCUUGAUCCUCACAGCCUACAUCCUCAUCUUCCUCACCGGCCUCCCUGCCAACCUCCUGGCGCUGCGGGCCUUCGUGGGGCGGGUCCGCCAGCCCCAGCCUGCGCCCGUGCACAUCCUCCUGCUCAGCCUGACCAUGGCUGACCUCCUCCUGCUGCUGCUGCUGCCCUUCCGGAUCAUCGAGGCUGCGUCCAACUUCCGCUGGUACCUGCCUCAGAUCGUCUGCGCCCUGACUGGUUUCGGCUUCUACAGCAGCAUCUACUGCAGCACGUGGCUCUUGGCCGGCAUCAGCAUCGAGCGCUAUCUAGGAGUGGCCUUCCCCGUGCAGUACAAGCUCUCUCGGCGGCCUAUAUAUGGGGUGAUCGCCGCACUGGUCGCCUGGAUUCUGUCCUUCGGCCACUGUACCUUUGUGAUUGCUGUUCAGUACUUGAACUCAACCCAGCCAGUGAGAGACGGAAACGAAGUAACCUGCUAUCAGAACUUCACGAAAGAGCAGCUAGACGUGGUGCUACCUGUGAGGCUGGAGCUGUGCUUGGUCCUCUUCUUCAUCCCCAUGGUGGUCACCAUCUUCUGCUACUGGCGCUUUGUGUGGAUUAUGCUGACCCAGCCCAACGUGGGGGCCCAGAGGCGGCGGCGAGCCGUGGGACUGGCUGUCGUGACCCUGCUCAACUUCCUGCUGUGCUUCGGGCCUUACAACUUGUCGCAUUUGGUGGGAUUUAUCUUAAGGGAAAGCCCCCCGUGGCGGGAGGAGGCUGUGGUGUUCAGCUCUCUGAAUGCCACCCUGGACCCGCUACUGUUCUACUUCUCUUCUUCGGUGGUGCGCAGGACUUUUGGUGAAGGGCUGCAGCUGCUGCGCCGCCAGGGCUCCUCUCUGCUGGGAUGCAGAGCCAAAGAGACAGCAGAGAUGACAAUUGGGGCCGGGGGCAUGAGUCAAACAGAGAGAAUGCCAAGUUCGGACUUCGUCACGGAGUGA
This is a messenger RNA of Octodon degus (degu), 1017 nucleotides long. It is a transcript of the gene Ffar2, whose product is annotated as free fatty acid receptor 2. Gene Ontology annotation, cellular component: plasma membrane. The record is from RefSeq and is a predicted model, not a curated record. Bases 28 to 1017 code for a protein of 329 amino acids. Lineage: Eukaryota; Metazoa; Chordata; Mammalia; Rodentia; Octodontidae. Gene Ontology annotation, molecular function: G protein-coupled receptor activity. The transcript has a single exon. Gene Ontology annotation, biological process: cellular response to fatty acid; G protein-coupled receptor signaling pathway.